This is a messenger RNA of Osmerus eperlanus (European smelt), 1747 nucleotides long. Its product is annotated as usherin. The record is from RefSeq and is a predicted model, not a curated record. Bases 422 to 925 code for a protein of 167 amino acids. Lineage: Eukaryota; Metazoa; Chordata; Actinopteri; Osmeriformes; Osmeridae. The transcript has 5 exons.
UCUCUCUCUCUCUCUCUCUCUCUCUCUCUCCGUGUCCUACACACACACACACAUCCUGGGAGCUUCCAGAAGGCCAGGGACAGCUGGGUCGCUUAGCUGUUGUUCUACUUGCCUUUCUCGGACGUUGUGUUUUGGACGACUGCUCUCUGGAGCGCUGCGUGGAGUGUGUCAGCCAGGGUAAGCGACACGGUGAAAUAUUGAUGAGGCGACAAGUGUGAUCCUCACCCCCACAGGCCUCGCCCUCCUGGCCACAUGCACGCUACGGUGAGGGGGUGUCGAUGCCCCCAAGACCACCUGCACCACGGACACCAGCACUGAUCCAGUAAAGCCCACUCCUCCCAGCGGGGGAGGGGGUGAGCGAGCGGAGGGGGGGCAGGGAGAAUCGCCCCUCUUCUACCGAGAGCUGUGGUUCAUCUGUGUGAUGGCGGGUGUGGCCCUGCUCCUCCUGGCCCUCCUCCUGGCCCUCAUCCUCCACAAGGCCCUGAACAAACCCCCCUUCACCCGAGAGCGCCCCCCUCUGGCUGCCUUGCCCCUGCAGAAGAGGAUCCCCAUGUUUGAAACGGUGCCUGAUACGACUAACGCAUCCAACAGUGUCACUCUCAAAGGGUUCACUAUGCAUCUAGAGGGGGUACUGGACAGCAAGCUGGGGCUGGGAGGACACGGACCUGCGGAGGCAGACCUGGGGAUCUUCAGCGUGUCCUCUCUCCAUGCCCUGCCCCCGGACCCUUCCCAGAAUUCCCUGCGGCGCAGCGUGAGCCAGCUGAUAGACAGGAAGUCCCUGACUGAGGACGAGGAAGUGUGGGACCCCCACGUCCACGGACAUGACAGUGGGAUGUUCAUGGAGGACGAGGAGUUCGUCGACACGAUCAAAGGGUUCAGCACGGUGAGGAAGGAACACACCAUGUUUACCGACACUAACCUUUGACCUUCGAAGGACUCCUGGAUCUCACCCUCGACCUUGACGGCAGGUGGCAACGAGCUACGAGAAGCAUCACACCUUAGUGGUUAGAGGGGAUGAACACUGACCUACUUCAGACGGUUAAGAUGAGGCGUCUGCAGUGACGUCGUUAAUAACAUUAAGAGUUGUGUCAUCAUUGACCAUCUGUACUGGAGCGAUUCCUGAAACUUCCAACACUUAACAGGGUCGACAUAUAGGAGAGAUGGGAGGCGUGUGGCUCAGUGGGGUGUUUGGCGACAGAUCAAGAGGUUCCCCUCUGUAUGUUUGCAUGAAAGUGUCUGUGAACAAUUAUAGUCAUCAUUUAUUAAUUUAAGAUGGCAUGCAAACUUGACAUGCUUGUUGCGUAGACAGCUGGUUUCAUGGUAUUGACAGUAUUAUUGCUACAUACAUACAAUUAAGAUGUCUGUUUCAGUCGUCAUUCACGUUAAAGAUUUAUAAAUGUCUCAGGCAUGUUACUUUUAUCCAUGAUGAAGGAAAACGUUGUCAUGCAUGAUCUUAAAUGUUUUAAUAUGUUUAUGAUCACUUUUUGUACAAAAUCUCUAUCAAGUGCAGAGAUGGGAAGUAAGAAAAUACUUUCUUACUGUACUUAAGUUUCAAGCAGAGAAGCAGAGAAGACCUCUGAUUUUCUCACGAUUUCAAAGCCUAAUUUAACAUGCUUGUCGGUGGUGUUUUUUUCAUUCGAAUUCGGAUGUGUAGUUAACAACACAUUCUUCUGUGGUGUGAUGAAACUAAUUUUCAAUUCCACUUUACAGGAUCUUUAAUACCGCGUUUGAUUCUGGCCUGGGCCAU